Molecule: messenger RNA, 5254 nt
Organism: Panicum virgatum (switchgrass)
Lineage: Eukaryota; Viridiplantae; Streptophyta; Magnoliopsida; Poales; Poaceae
Product: protein ETHYLENE-INSENSITIVE 2-like
Exons: 9
Coding region: 993-4814 (1273 amino acids)
Biological process (GO): metal ion transport; ethylene-activated signaling pathway
Cellular component (GO): membrane
Molecular function (GO): cadmium ion transmembrane transporter activity; manganese ion transmembrane transporter activity
Source: RefSeq, a predicted model, not a curated record
AGGAAAAAAAAAAGGGAAAAAACACAGAAGAAAAAGAGCUGAGAGCAAGCUGAAAGCUGAAUGGGCCUCAGCAGCUGCUCGUUCCCCCCUUUCUUCUUCCUCAGAUAAGGAGGCCCCAGUCCAGGGAUAAAGCUGCGAUUUUUUUUCCUUAACCAGUUCGAGCGCUCAGCCGCCUACCAGGAGCAGCAGGAGCCGAACGCGAGUACUAGCAAGUCCCUUCGACUGCUAGGAGAUUUCUGAGUGGAUCCCGCUGGGUUGCUUCGUCCUCGCCGCCGAUUCGCGGGAGGAAGCAGGUCCUUUGGAAGCGAUCUCACUGUUUUUUUGCCACCCCCACAGAAGAUCAGAAUCAGAUCCCUAGAGGAGCUGCGCCGCCGCCCUCUUUUCUGUAAAUCUCCUGCCUUUUUGGUGAUGUUUUGACUUGCUGUUUACUGCGGCUGCUUCUCUCGCUUCGCCUUGUUUUGGAGCUUUCUGGGAUUUCGUCAAUUUGCGAGAUGAGCUCGUGAAGCCUAUGGCUGUGGAAGAACAGGAACGGAUCAUCAAUUUUGCGCUGCGGCUGGGGAAAGUCUAGGAGAAAAGUUUUGGCUUUUAAAAAUGGGAGCGGGUCCCACAGAAAACAACAAAUAAAAUCAAGAAAGUCCUCCUCUUUCCCCUCCAUCAUCUCCGCUGGGCUCCUGGAGAGUCCUGCCGAGCGCCGUCGCUGCCCCCUUGCCUCCGGAGCAAAAUUCCGUUUUCCCAGAUCAAGAUUGGCGAGGGAGCCCAGGGACACCUGGCGCAGUGCGAGGUGAGCAGAGAGUCUGCAGCUCUCUGCUCCAGCGGCGGCGCAGUCGCGACUGCAGCAUCCCGUGCGUGCGAGGCUGCUGCCGCCGAGGCGAGCGCGGCUCCGGCCUCCAGCAGCGACGACUGGGCGAGCGGCGGCGCCAUUGUCCUGUCUUCGCCCAGCCCUUUGCCGGCGACGAGCGCAACCUCCAGGAAGGCAUUCUUUUUGCCGUGCCAUGGAUGUCACCGAUGUUCAGCAGGGUGGGGGAUCAAUGGAUGCCAGAGGCGGUGUGCCUAAUCUUUUCCAUGCCCUUGGACCGGCACUCCUGAUAUCAAUGGGGUACAUUGAUCUCGGGAAGUGGGUGGCAGCUGUGGAAGCUGGUUCUCGGUUCGGAUUCGACCUUGUGCUGCUGGCUCUCAUUUUCAACUUCACUGCAAUUGUAUGCCAGUACCUUGCUGCUUGCAUUGGCAUGGUCACAGGGAAGAAUCUUGCAGAGAUAUGCCACCAAGAAUACAACAAGCCAACAUGUAUCUUCUUGGGUGUUCAAGCUGGAUUGUCAUUGCUGACAUCAGAGCUGACUAUGAUAUUUGGCAUUGCACUUGGAUUCAACCUCCUUUUUGAAUAUGAUGAUCUCAUCACAGGGAUAUGCUUUGCAACAGUUGUACCUAAUCUGCUGCCAUAUGCUAUAUCCGGCCUGGGAAAGAAGAUGGCAGGGACAGUAAAUGCCUGCAUAGCAGGAUUUGCACUUCUGUGUUAUGUGCUUGGCCUAUUGGUUAGCCAACCACAAAUUCCUCUCACAGUGAACGUAAUAUUUCCCAAGCUGAGUGGUGAAAGUGCUUACUCUCUGAUGGCUCUUCUUGGCGCAAACAUAAUGGCGCACAACUUUUACAUUCAUUCAUCAAUUGUUCAGGGUCAGAAAAGAUCGUCUGCAGUUGGUCUUGGUGCCUUAUUUCAUGACCAUCUUUUUUCGAUCUUAUUUAUUUUUACUGGGAUCUUUCUGGUGAAUUAUGUUCUAAUGAACUCUGCAGCCGCUGAAUCCACUAAUACUCUUCUCCUCACUUUUCAAGAUGUUGUGGAGCUAAUGAACCAGAUAUUUGUAAACCCUCUGGCACCAACAAUAUUUUUAGUGGUUCUUCUCUUCUCCAGCCAUAUCAUCUCAUUGACAUCUGCUAUUGGUAGCCAAGUGAUUUCGCAGCAUUUGUUUGGUCUAGACAUUCCACUGUCAGGGCAUCAUCUCUUACUGAAGGGUUUUGCCAUAGUUCCUACUCUGUACUGGGCAAAAGUUGCAGGUGCUGAAGGGAUAUACCAAUUGUUAAUUAUAUGCCAGAUUAUUCAGGCCAUGCUCCUUCCGUCAUCAGUCAUCCCACUUUUUCGUGUUGCUUCAUCAAGAGCAAUAAUGGGUGCCCAUAGAGUGUCUUUGCAUCUGGAGAUACUGGGUUUUCUCGCAUUUCUCCUUAUGCUAUUUUCAAAUAUCAUAUUUGUGGCAGAAAUGCUGUUUGGUGACAGUGGCUGGAUGAACAAUCUAAAAGGAUAUACUGGAAGCCCUGUGGUGCUCCCACAUACAGUUUUCAUUCUAGUCGCAUGUAUAUCUGUUGCUUUUUCACUGUACCUGGCUGUUACACCAUUAAAAUCUGGAAGUAAUGAAGCUGAAUCACAGGAAUGGUCUGUACAUUCUCAGAGAGAGCUCUUGGGUACUCCUCAAGGAAGGGAAGAGGAUGAAGUGGACAAUGUUAUGUAUGAGGAAGAUCAGAGAUCAGAUAUCGAUCCUUCUCCCAGGGAUCUGGUGGACAACCAUUCACAAACAGCUAUGGGAUAUAUUGAUACUUCUGACACUGCUGUUGAAUCUGAUCACGACUCUCAACAAUCUACUGCUUAUGCACCCGCUGUUCCAGAAACCUGCCCAUCCCCAUCAUACACUCCUGAAGAGUCAAAAUCUGUUGUUGCAGUCAACUGGCCGGAGCCUUUGGAGAAGGUUUCCGCCUCUACUGUGAUAGAGGAAAGUACAAUAGAAAGUGUGGACUCUAGAAGCACGACUGAAAGGGAUGUUUUAGUAGAAACUGAUGUUCUUCCAGACAAGGAUAAGGAAUAUCUAAAUGUUAUGGAGUCUGAGAAGUCAAUUGUUGGUAGCACCCCUUCUUGUGUGUCCGAUGAUGGCCCUCCAUCCCUUACCUUUAGCAGGGGGAAAUGUUCAGAUGCAGGCAAUGGCAACGGGAGUCUCUCGAGGUUAUCUGGUCUGGGUCGUGCAGCAAGAAGGCAGCUGGCAGCCAUACUUGAUGAGUUCUGGGGCCAUCUCUUUGACUACCAUGGUAAGCUCACUCAAGAAGCUAGCACUAAAAAGUUUGAUAUCUUACUUGGGCUAGGCCUUAGAACACCUAGCUCAGCUGCAAGAACAGAUAAACAAGCUAUUGAAAUCCCCAAGAGCCCAAUGGUGAGAGACACAAUGCGAGGGUCAGCUUUCUUGUCAAACUCAGUGGACAUGAUGUCCCCUAAGAAUGAGAUGUCGAACUUGGAACUUACAUAUGGGCUUCAGAGGGGCACAAGCAUGGGAUCAUCAACCUGGUCUCAGGGCAUGCAGCUACCAAAUACACAGCUGCAGAGCUCAACCAACAGCCUACUUGAGCAAAGCGCAAGACUGAACUCGAAUUUUGGUGCGCCAUCUUACUCAGACAACAAUCAGUUCUACCAGCCUGCAACAAUUCAUGGGUAUCAGCUUACGUCUUACUUGAAACAAAUGAAUGCCCGCCGAAAUCCUUACUCUAGCACGUCACUGGACCCUCAGUGGCUUCCAAAAUCAUCCAUGCCUGCUGCGCCAACCUAUGUUGAUUCCAUGAUGCAUUCUCGUAACCAGAAUCUUCUUGCUUCACUGGGUGCUACUCCUUCACAGAUUGCAGCGACAUCCCGCAUUGGUUCAAUGAUGACAGAAAGAUCGUAUUAUGAUCCUGCUGUUGUUGAUGGGAGUGAAAGUGCUGGCUCAUCUGCUUACUCAAAGAAGUACCACAGCUCACCUGAUAUAUCUGCAAUAAUUGCUGCAAGCAGAACUGCACUGUUGAAUGAAGCAAAGUUGGGUGGUGCCAUUGGACCCCAGCCGUACAUUAGCAGGCUGGCAUCAGAAAGAUCACAAUAUGCAAACUCAAUAGCCCGUCCUGCAGCUCCCCUAGCGUUUGAUGAGCUUUCACCUCCUAAACUCCAAAGUGAUAUCUUCUCAGCGCAGUCAAGUAUGAGCCCUAGUGCUAGAUCCCUAUGGGCUAAGCAACCAUUUGAGCAAUUGUUUGGCAUGUCAAGUGCAGAGCUCAGUAAAGGUGACUUUAAUCAUUCUGGCAGAUCAGGUGGCAUGCCCAAGGAUGAUUUUUCUUACAAGGAGUCUGAAAUGAAGCUUCUUCAGUCCCUCAGAUUCUGCAUUAUGAAGCUCCUGAAGCUAGAGGGGUCAGGGUGGCUGUUUAAGCAAAGUGGUGACUGUGAUGAAGAUCUAAUUGAUCAUGUUGCUGCAGCAGAGAGGCUACUGUUGCAAGGAACUACUGAGAAUCAACUGCUUCAUGGUGAUCGUCAGCAACCAUCUUCUGAUCAGGCGGACAUUCAGUACAUGUGCACAUUGCCCAAUUGUGGAGAGGACUGCGUUUGGCGCGCUUCCCUUGUUGUUAGUUUUGGUGUCUGGUGCAUCCGCCGAGUACUAGACAUGUCUCUAGUGGAAAGCAGGCCUGAACUUUGGGGCAAGUAUACUUAUGUACUUAACCGUCUUCAGGGAAUCCUAGACCCUGCUUUCUCCAAGCCUCGAAGUGCUCUGACCAUAUGUGCCUGCCUUCAGAAAGACAUCAGAGUGCUCAACAAUCUGCCGCACAGUGGAGUAUCAGCAAUGGGAGCCAUUCCCAUGCCUAUCAGGGGCACCUUCACAACUGCAGCAGUAGUCCUGGAGAUGAUCAAGGAUGUGGAGACAGCAGUAUCAGGCCGCAAGGGCAGGAGUGGCACGGCAGCUGGAGACGUUGCCUUCCCCAAGGGGAAGGAGAACCUGGCUUCUGUACUCAAGCGGUACAAACGGAGGCUUGCCAGCAAGGGACAGUAAGGCGUUGGUCGACAGCGAUUGCAAUUUUAGAGAGUUUGACCAUUGUUCUCCAGGGAUGCGCCAUCGGCCUCCUGGAGUCCUGGAUUUUUUCGUUGCGCAACGUUUGCAGGGACAGGUUGCCUGAUGACCAAUCCCUUCCAGCAAGUUCUUUUUGUUCUUUUUUUGAUUUUUUCUGGCAUGUGAUGUUGUAUAAGGGUAACUACGUAUCUGCACAAAAGGACCCCAAAAUGUACAAGGAAAGGAAAUGUAGUCUGCUGAUGCAGCAUUGUAAAGUCCACUCUCUGCAGGUUAACCCUUUUUGGGGCCUUCAAAUGUUUGUGCCCUAUGUUAUGACCCCUGCAGAGAGGUUGCAAAUACUGAACCACUCACAAAUUUGCAGCUGUCACGGAAUCAUUUUGUAAUUUCCUACAUUCUGUUCACAAUUAUUCCUUGUUUGCCCA